AUGCUCGCUCUCGAUCCGUCUGCCACGCCCGACGCAUGGGCUUGGGAUAUGGAGAUGGAGGGCGUGCGCAGGUUGCACUGGCUGUUUCGCGAUCUCCGGGCCGUUGAUAGGCGGUUCUACCUCAUCGCAACCUCGAUCCUUCGCGACCGCCUCCUCCCGACCUACACCUCUCUCCUCCAAGUCCCCUCCUCCUCCCCCCUCCCUCCUCCCGGGACGGACAGCACCAACCAGCCCAUAUUCGCCGCGCGCUCUCGCGAAGCAGCCGUAUUGGACCGCUUCGUUGCCAUGCGCCUCGGGGAGGACCUGCGCCGCCUCGAGAGCACGCUGUCUGAGGACUCUGGGGAGGAGGAGGUGCUCUUCUCUCGCCUCCAGCCCGCCGCGAGGGUUGAAGACCUCCUCCUCCGCCUCCCGCGGCAUCUCAUUGCCCCUCCUCCCGUUGAUGGCAAAUGUGUUGGCGAACUGAGGCAGGCUCUACCCCUCGCCCACGCUCAUGUUGCGGUCACGCUGUCACCGCUUUGGGCGCAGUUGUGGCUCAGCUACUCACCAGUUAAUGUCCCUAAUACGAAAGGUGGGCGGGCCGGCCGUAGUCUUGUCGUCGAAGUGCGGAAGGAGAAGAACCCCGAGAACAUCGUUAGGGCGUUUGGACAGGCCCUCGAGUGGCUCCAUAACGGCCAGAUUGGAUGGGGAUGGAGUUUCCGCUCCAGCACCUAG
Messenger RNA from Cutaneotrichosporon cavernicola, 711 nucleotides. RefSeq lists its product as uncharacterized. Lineage: Eukaryota; Fungi; Basidiomycota; Tremellomycetes; Trichosporonales; Trichosporonaceae. The record is from RefSeq and is a predicted model, not a curated record. Bases 1 to 711 code for a protein of 236 amino acids. The transcript is spliced from 2 exons.